UAAUUCGCGUCAAAAUUCAUCAUCGUCGAUUCGAAACAAAAAAAAACAAUACACGCGUGACACAACCGGCGCCGCGACGCUAGGCACAUGGUUCUGUUUAUUUCUGUACUGCUUCACGUCGCAUCCGUAUUUGUUGGUAAUUUUACGAAAUUUUGUAAUGAACAGGAUUUUCCAUCACAUAAAAUCAUGAAAUUUGCAUAUAAGUUUAGUAACCUACUCGGAUCGGUGUACAGGAAAGGGAAGCUUAUUUUCACCCCAGAUGGUAACUCCGUCAUCAGUCCGGUGGGCAACCGGAUCACUAUUUUCGAUCUCAAAAACAACAAAUCACACACUUUAACGCUGGAAAGCGAAUACAGCUACAGCGCACUGGAUCUAUCCCCGAAUGGGUGCGUGCUGGUGGCUGUAAACGAGAUCGGCGAUGCACAAAUGAUCAGCAUGAUUUCUUACACGGUGGUUCAUCGGUAUAAGUUCAAGACUGAGGUUAAGCACCUUCGAUUCAGUCCGGAUGGUCAAUAUUUUGCUGCUUGCGUCGGGAAUGCUGUGCUUGUGUUUCGAGCACCUGGAGAACUUGGCGGUACCUACAACUCGUUUGUCGUGCAGCGGGCUUUCGAGAUCGCCUACGAUGAAACAACUUUUAUCGAUUGGGCCUGCAACUCUAGGAUUCUAGCAGUCGGAUCAAAAGACAAUUCGGUUCGAAUCCAGGGGGUAGAGUAUUUGAACAAUUUUCGACCAUUUAUCUUGGGUGGUCACAGAGAUGCGAUCGUAGGUUGCUUUUUUGAAGAAAAGUCGCUAGAUGUAAAUACUGUUAGCAAGGACGGUUUGCUGAUGAUAUGGGAAUGUGGCACCGAGGUGGAUGAUAUUUCGACUGGGUACAAAAAAGUGGGAAAGGAAGAACCGGCGUUCAAAAAAGCACGCGACAGUGACGAUGAGCAGGAAGACGAUGUCGUUGCUGAUCAGGAUUAUGAGAAAUCCGACAAAGAUAAAGAUGCUGCUGUUGAACACGUUCAAGGUAGCUUCGACAAGGCCGAAGAACGAGAUGACUUGGGUAGAAUAACUGUAAAAAAACCAAAAAAGCAUUUCACUUACAAACGUUUAGCCCGCCAUUAUCUAGCUGAUGAAGCACGAAAGGAAAAUCCAAAGGCGAUUGUCACCUCUGCCGCGUACCACAAACAUCUUAAGUUAUUGAUAACUGCAUACUCCAGUGGUGUGUUCUACCUUCAUGAACUUCCUGAUGUCACUAUGAUUCAUUCGUUAAGUAUAUCAGAUUUUCGAAUCGAAACCGUUACGUUCAACAAUACCGGAGAUUGGUUAGCCCUAGGCGUGCCGGAAGUUGGCCAGUUGUUGGUUUGGGAAUGGCAGAGUGAACAGUAUGUCAUGAAGCAACAAGGUCACGCGACUGGUUUGAAUUGUGUGACUUAUUCACCAGAUGGCCAGCUUUUGGCGACGGGCGGAUUGGAUGGAAAAGUAAAGCUGUGGAACAUCAACAAUGGUUUUUGCUUUGUGACAUUUAGCGAACAUUCCAGCUCUGUAACGGCUGUUGAAUUCAGUGGGAAUAAGAAAUUUUUCGUCAGUGCUUCGCUCGAUGGAACAAUUCGGGCUUACGAUAUAGUGCGAUAUAGAAAUUUUCGAACGUUUACUUCGCCGGAACCGGUUCAGUUUGCAUCGGUUGCUGUGGAUCAAUCGGGCGAACUUGUAGCUGCUGGUGGCCAAGACGUAUUUGAAGUAUAUCUUUGGUCAAUGAAACUCGGAAGGUUGCUGGAGGUGCUUAGUGGGCACGAAGGUCCGGUUGUAACUUUAGCUUUUUCUCCCGUUGCAACAUCUUCAGCGAUGGUAUCCGGUUCCUGGGAUAAAUCCAUUCGGAUUUGGGAUUGCUUGGAGUCGUCAGGAUCUCAUGAAACGAUCGACGUUGGCUCAGAUGUUGUUUGUGUGGUGUUUAAACCUGACGGAGAAGAAGUAGCCGUUUCGUCACUGAACGGACAGAUCACCGUGUUCCACGUGAAAACAGCCCAACAGGUGGCUUCCAUUGAGGGAAGGAACGAUAUGGGAGGCAGUGUAUCGGCUACCGAUCUGAACACGGCCGAGAAGAACUUGCAGGGAAGAGCUUUUACGUCUAUUUGCUACUCAGCUGAUGGUGAGUGCCUUCUUGCGGGAGGAAAAUCGAAAUACGUGUGCAUUUACAAUGUGAGGGAAGCGAUUCUGCUGAAGAAAUUCCAAAUCACUCAAAAUCGAAGUCUAGAUGGAAUUGAUGAGUUCCUCAACCGGAAAAAUAUCACUGAGUUUGGCAACAUCGCUCUGGUGGAGGAACGAGAAAACCUAGAAGGUGGUAACGUAACCAUCAACCUUCCCGGAGUCAAACGAGGUGACCUAGCUGCGCGGAACCUUAAGCCCGAAGUAAACGUCUUUGCAGUGCGAUUUUCCCCGAGCGGUAAAUCAUGGGCAGCUGCCUCUACGGAAGGACUACUAAUGUACUCACUGAAUAAAGGUAUCGUUUUCGAUCCAUACCAACUCUCAGUUGAGGUAACGCCUAAAGCUACCCGAGAGCUACUAAAGAAGAAGGAUUAUUCGGCUGCACUGAUUAUGGCUUUGAAGCUCAACGAGAACAAUCUAAUCCACGAAGCCAUGGAACAGAUACCUCAUACUGAUGCGGAACUAGUCAUUCUAUCACUACCUGAUGAAUUCGCUCAUCGCAGUCUGAAAUUUGUGGCAAAAAUGCUCACCUCAAGUUCUCACGUUGAAUUCUAUCUCAGGUGGUCCAAUUUAUUGUUGACACGGUUGGGCCAGUGCGAAAAUGUUCUUACCCAACCGACGCUAGUUUUGCUACAUCAGAACCUCAAUCGGAAAUACGAAUCUUUGAAUAAGAUUUGCGAUUUCAACAAGUACACCAUUCAAGUACUGAAAAAUAUUAGCAUCAGUAAUAGAAUCAAUGGUGAUCAUCUGAAAAAAUCUGCCCAAAAUGGGGAAUACGAAGAUGCGAGCGAUAGUGAGUUGAUGUUGAUCGACCAGUCCGGGUCAAAAAUUAGAGAGAACAGUGAUGAUUCAGAUUAAUAAACACUUUUUUAAAAAGAGUAAACACAAUUGUGUCCGAUUG
Molecule: messenger RNA, 3088 nt
Organism: Topomyia yanbarensis
Lineage: Eukaryota; Metazoa; Arthropoda; Insecta; Diptera; Culicidae
Product: periodic tryptophan protein 2 homolog
Exons: 8
Coding region: 88-3045 (985 amino acids)
Biological process (GO): ribosomal small subunit assembly; maturation of SSU-rRNA from tricistronic rRNA transcript (SSU-rRNA, 5.8S rRNA, LSU-rRNA)
Cellular component (GO): small-subunit processome; Pwp2p-containing subcomplex of 90S preribosome
Molecular function (GO): protein binding
Source: RefSeq, a predicted model, not a curated record